AUGGGCCGCGGCUUUCUCAACGCGGCCAAGUCUGCGUCAAAUGUUGUAUCCGUCCAUAAGAAAUACACCCUCCAAUCUACCGGGGUAUGGGAACGUAUCCGCCGUCUACUCUCUAUUGAUCCCAAUCGCUCAACGGGAGUUCCGCUUAAUGCUCAAUAUCGUCUACCGGCUCCGGGGGCUCUUCCACCGCUAUCUUAUGAGGACCCUGUCACUGUCCCAGCUGGUGACAUCGCGGACAACCCUUACUGGAAGCGUGAUGUCCGGAGGAGUUACCCCAGGCUCAGCACUGUGAACCAGGCUCAUGCAGUCGGUCUUCUCACUGUAGGGAGUCGGGCAACGCCGAAGGGCGACGUCCUGCAAAGUGGGGACGCAGGAGAAAAACAGAUAGUCUCAGUCAAGCAACAGGGAGAGGAGCGGGGUCUGGCUGGUCUCUUUGAUAAGGACAGCAGGACCAUCCGGAGCAUUUUAGGUGUUAAUGGCUUACCUCCAACGCCCUGUAAUCUGAACUCGUCGGCAUCAAGGUACCGGCUUGGCCAUGACCACGGCUAUCCUGACAUGUAUGUUUGA
Molecule: messenger RNA, 567 nt
Organism: Aspergillus tanneri
Lineage: Eukaryota; Fungi; Ascomycota; Eurotiomycetes; Eurotiales; Aspergillaceae
Product: putative NADH-ubiquinone oxidoreductase 21 kDa subunit
Exons: 2
Coding region: 1-567 (188 amino acids)
Source: RefSeq, a predicted model, not a curated record